AUGGCUUCAACGUUGACUUUGCUGGUCCUUUGCCAAGUAGCUUUAUACACCACUGUAACAUCCAUUAAAGUAUGUGGCCGACCUCUUGUCACUGACGGGAUUGACAAGUUGACCCUAAAACGUGUGUAUGAGUUUGGAGAAGAGGUGACCCUCACAUGUGGACAGGGGUACUUGCCUUCAACAGUGACCCCUCGAAGGAUUACCUGCACCAACACAGGAGAAUGGACACAGUCUGACCUAACAUGCUCCCCUAAGAUGUGCCCAAUCCCUAGACCUCUGCAGCCAUUAACAAUGGGAAGGACAGAGGCUCCAUUCAACAGUGUGCUUAACUACACAUGUGAUGACGGGUACGUCAUGCAAGGAGCCAAUGAGAGCCGGUGUUUACAUGAUGGCACCUGGAGUGAUCCACCACCUCUCUGUAAAGCUGUGAACUGUCAGCUGCCCAAGCCACCUAGAGAUGGAAGAAUUACCCAUGAUAAGCCAGUUACUGGAAGCACCACCAUGUAUGGGCAAGGCUGGACAUACGAGUGUAACCCGCCUAAGGCACCAAGUUAUGAGAGGGGAUCCUGCAUGGCUGAUGGAAGUGCAACUGAGCCACCGGUGUGCCAAGAGGUGAGCUGCACCAUCCCAACAGGCAUACCAAAUGGCUUCAUCACCUUUGCUGUGAAGAGACAACAUGGCUACAAGGAAAAGGUUAAGUACGCCUGCAAUGAGCAUUAUAUUCUGGAUGGUGAGGCUGAGAUACAGUGCCAAAACACGGGAAACUGGUCUUCCAAGCCAGUUUGCAGAGCUCCAUGUACAGUUGACAUCAAAAGAGGCCGUAUCUUCUACAAUGCCAAGAAGAUCUGGAUUUCAGACCUGAAACCCAACAGAGUCCUCCAUGGAGAACAUGUUGUCUUCUAUUGUCUGAACAGAGCUGAGAGGUGUGGCUACCCUGUGGCCAGCACUUGUAACGAUGGAACCCUCCCCAUCCCAGAGUGCUUUGAGGAACCAGGCAAGGUGGAGUAUAACUUAAGGUCCAAAACCCUUCCAUCAGAAAUCGCAAUGUGUGCUGCUUCCCCACCUGCAAGCCCCACAAGCCCUGCAAGACCUGCAUAA
Perca flavescens (yellow perch) is the source of this 1098-nucleotide messenger RNA. Its product is annotated as beta-2-glycoprotein 1. The coding region runs from base 1 to 1098 and encodes 365 amino acids. The record is from RefSeq and is a predicted model, not a curated record. The transcript has 8 exons. NCBI's taxonomy places the organism in Eukaryota, Metazoa, Chordata, Actinopteri, Perciformes, Percidae.